Messenger RNA from Homarus americanus (American lobster), 819 nucleotides. Its product is annotated as neuroparsin-A-like. The transcript is spliced from 4 exons. Lineage: Eukaryota; Metazoa; Arthropoda; Malacostraca; Decapoda; Nephropidae. The record is from RefSeq and is a predicted model, not a curated record. Bases 244 to 540 code for a protein of 98 amino acids.
CUCCUAUAUAAACACGAGGCGACGACUUGGGGACCUUGGCCGAGUCCUUUCUGGUCACUGAACAAGUACGACGAGGCUGUGGCUGAGUCAAUCUAUCUCUCACCUUUCAAAUCCCUCUUUCUCACCUCUCACUCACCAUCUACGUCAUCAUAAAUAACCAUCACAACCACCACAACCACUAAGGUCACCACUACCACUCCACUUCAGAGUAUCACAGACUCCGUCACCACCACCACCACCAUCAUGAGAUCACUGGGCUUCGUCACCUCAAUCGCCGUUAUUGUGGUCAUCGUCAUCGUCAAUGAGACUGGUGCAGCACCAAGAUGCAACCAAGGAGGCAACAGAUUACCAGCCAACAACUGCAAGUACGGCACUGUGGUGGACUGGUGCGGUGGCUCCGUGUGUGCCAAGGGCCCGGGUGAGGCGUGUGGGGGUGAGUGGUCGGAGAACGGUGAGUGUGGGGCCGGCACUUACUGCUCCUGCGGCUACUGUAACGGCUGCUCCGCGAAUCUAGAAUGUUGGUUCGGCAGCUACUGUUAGCUGGAUCAUCACACGCUGCUCAUAAGUGUUGUGUAUUCUUUCAACUUGAACCCCUUCUUUUCGGUGGCACCCAUCGCUGGCACACACCUUGCAUGGUACCCUGGGUCACCCUGUCCUCUGUCUCUCUCUCCCACUUUGUCACACUAAACAGGGAUAAGUGCGAAAUAGCGACAAUUUCUAAUUUUUAAUGCGGAAUUUCAAUAUAUAUAUAUAUAUAUAUAUAUAUAUAUAUAUAUAUAUAUAUAUAUAUAUAUAUAUAUAUAUAUAUAAAAGAUAAUA